This is a messenger RNA of Amphibalanus amphitrite, 3768 nucleotides long. RefSeq names its product cleft lip and palate transmembrane protein 1-like protein. The transcript has 11 exons. Bases 22 to 1752 code for a protein of 576 amino acids. Lineage: Eukaryota; Metazoa; Arthropoda; Thecostraca; Balanomorpha; Balanidae. The record is from RefSeq and is a predicted model, not a curated record. Gene Ontology annotation, cellular component: endomembrane system; membrane.
AACUAAUGACGUAGCAGUUGAAUGAGAUACUCAGAAAAUACACUAAUUUGUUUUCGGCGCAGUACAGACGAGCGCUGCGCAGAUGUACCGGAAUUAAUCAUGCAAAGACCAAGUUUUACACUGGUGCUGUCUGGGCUGUUUCUUGCCUACAUUCUCCAUUCCUUAUGGACAAUUGCUUCUCUGUUCUUACCUCCAACAUGUCAUGAGACAUCAAAGGAUUGCAUUCAGUCUCAUCUUAGCACCAAACCAAAACUACAGUUUUUGCUGUAUCUGUCCAACUCAGCAAACAUUCAAAGCCAAUCAGAAUUGAAGUUCCUUGGAAGAUGGAAGGAUCUGGAUCUCACAGAAGCAAAGGAAGAACAGUACGCGGUCACUGUACCGGGGCUGGCCCAGCAGCGUGCCGGCACCCUCCAUCUGCACGCCUUCGUGUCCCCGAUGCCGCCUCCGGGCCGGCGCUACCAGGACAUGAUCAGCAGUCCGGUGGCCGUGUACGCGCGCGCGCCGCUCAUAGAGAACCACGUGCCGCAGACGGAGGCGUUCAAUCUGCUGGGAGGGGAUGAACAGAGUGCGCCGCGCUCGUCCCAGUCCCCCGGCCCGGACGGCCGGCCGGUGCCCCACCUGCGCUCCCACGUCCCGCUGCUGGUGCUGGCAGAGGAGGCCGGCCUGCCGCGCAAGGACAUGCCGGCAGACAUCGCGGCCAUGGUGGCCCAGCGGCUGUCGCCCGAGGGCAGAUACCUGCCCCUGCUGCGCGUGGACCAGCUGUCGACCCGGGUCAAACAUCUGACCCGCAUCACCGCCGCGCCGGGAGAACAGAUGAACGUCACGGUCAGACUGGAGCCGGCCCGACUCGGUAAAAUGAGGCUGUGGAUGCAGUUUGAGCUGGGCAUGACGUCGAUGCAGCAGCUGGGUUUUUCGGCCAAGGACCUGGACGAGGUGAAGGGCAUCUUCACCGAGACCAACAUGGUCCUCCUGUUGGUCACCAUGUUCGUCUCCGCCGUCCACCUGCUGUUCGACUUCCUGGCGUUCAAGAACGACAUCGAGUUCUGGCGGCGGCGCAGCUCUUUCGCCGGCCUGUCCACGAAGGCGGUGCUGUGGCGCGCCUUCUCACAGGUGGUGGUGUUUCUCUAUCUGCUGGAUGAAGAGACCAGCUACCUGGUCAUUGUGCCCAUGGGUAUCGGCACAGUCAUUGAGAUCUGGAAGGUGUUCAAGGCGUUCCACAUCUCCAUCCGCUGGGGCCUGGUGCCGCGGCUGUCGUUUGGCGCCCGCACCUCGGACGAACUGCGUACAGCCGCGUUCGACUCUCAGAGUAUGACCUACCUGUCGUAUCUGCUCUAUCCGCUGUGUGCCGCCGGAGCGGUGUACUCACUGCUCUACACGCCACACAAGAGCUGGUACUCGUGGUGCAUCCAGAGCGUGGUGAACGGCGUCUACGCCUUCGGCUUCCUCUUCAUGUUGCCGCAGCUGUUUGUCAACUACAAGCUCAAGUCGGUGGCCCACCUGCCCUGGCGCGCUCUCAUGUACAAGGCUUUCAACACGUUCAUCGACGACCUGUUCGCGUUCAUCAUCACCAUGCCGACGGCACACCGCGUGGCCUGCUUCCGGGACGAUCUGGUGUUCCUGGUGUACCUGUACCAGCGCUGGCUGUACCCGGUGGAUAAGAGUCGACUGGAUGCCGCCGCCAGCUUCGCCGAGAGCAGCGAGGUGUCGCCGCCGCCGGCAGAGACGCCGGCUCAGCAGAAAAAGCAGCAGUGAGGGGUGCGGCGGGGACGCGGAUGAUAGUCAGGUUUGUCACUCAUGGGAGCGAUGCCGGAGGUGGGUUGUAAUGUCUUGGAGGGGCUGCAGGUGGUAUUUGUAUUUACUAUGAAUCUGGUAGGAAUUUCGAUGUGGGUGGUGAGGGGACGUAUCUGAUGGGAAGGUGGAAGUUACUAUGCGAGUUUAGGAAGGGGAGUGGCGAGUAAAGAGCCAGAACGGAACACAGUACGGUCGAGAGGAGCGGACAGUGUGGCAGGCGGGUCUGCCGCUCCGAGGACCGCUGUGGGGGGCGGGCUGGAGCCGCUAGUGUUGUAGACGUUACCGUAAAGCGUGGUUCACAUCACACACAUGGUUGUGGGCGGCUGCAGUUAUGAUGGUAUGACGUGUUAUGAAGCAAACAGGGAGCAAACAUCAGCUGACCUAAGCUUCGUCCUCGACCCGGCGAUGACUACCAAAAAGACCGCAGAAUUAAAGACUGCAUUGGCGUGCAUGCCCUGUGAUUGCUACGAAUGGUUGCGGGAGGGUGCUGUAAAAGUGUAUGGGUUUUGUGGCGAGGGGUCCGGUGACCCGAGGCAUUGGACAGGGUUUUCAACCAAACGCAGGUCUCAGGAGGUGGCUGGUGGUAGGUUGGGGCUGCACUGUCACAGGGGGUGGUUGGGUGUCAGGAACGCAGCGCGGGCGUGGUUGUAUCGGUUGUAGCGUCUUGUUUAUGGCCGGGUUGGUGUCGGGUGUCGGAUACGGCGGUCCGGGGCGGUCGUCUUGCACAGGCUGCCAGCAAUGUGAUGCCAAAGCUGUCGCCGUUCGCGGCGAGUCUCCAUUCCUUCCUCCCGCUUUUAGACAGGCGGCGAGGCGAGCUUUCGGUACUGCUGUUUCUCGUCGACUUGUUUAUUUAUUUUGUAGUUUCAAGGCGUAGGAUUAUCUGAACUAGCUGUCUAUGUGAAUGAAAGUGCUUCACUUUGUGUUUUUGUGGCAUUGAAGUUGGACUACAUGGUUCCGCGGCCUAGUGGGGCUCCUCGAUUGUUACUUGAAAAGUGGGUGCACAUCGUUCUGCGAGGGGCGCUCGGAUGUGCCAGCACGCAUCGUGAUUGGACUGCGUAAUUUGUGAUUGGUUCGUGCGGAUUUGUGUUUACAAACCGUUCUGCGUAAAAGAAGCUGCAUAAAUGUUUUCGUCUGACAAAUUGCAUCGUCGGUCAUCCAGCUACCAGGGUUGUGCUUGACUCAUGAGUCGAGUCAGAAAUUUGACUCAACUCUGACUCAAAUGAGUCAGAUUUGAGUCGAGUCGGAUAAAAUGAGGAGCUGUUGAGUUGAGUCAGAGUUGAGUCGGACGAAAAUAUUAAGGCGUUGAGUUGAGUCAGAGUUGAGUCAGUAAAAUACCUUUUGACAUUAAGUUGAGUCAAACAUUUAGGAACAUGAGUCAGCUGACUCAACUUUCUAGAAGCAAGCUUUUCAUCCCCCCCCCCCCCCCCGCUUAACAACUUCGCCCUGGCCCUGCUGCCGGAUUUUUUUUUUUUCACCCCCGCCCCCGCUCAACAACUUUUUUAUCUGAGUCAAUUUUGAGUCAACUCACUUGACUCAACAAAAAAUUUGAGUCAAGUUUGAGUCGACUCAUAUUUUCGUUGAGCCGCUUGAGUCAUGAGUCGAGUCAGGGCAAAAAAUCAGCUCCUUGUUUGAGUCAGAGUUGAGUCAGGGCUUUCUGAAGUUGAAUGAUGAGUCGAGUCGGCAAAUUUUUUUGAGUCGAGCACAACCCUGCCAGCUACGAUAGGAAUGAAGAGCUCUGUCAUGUAUUGAUUAUACCUGUGUGUCGUAAUCGCUGUUCUGUGGUAGUUUUUUUCCGUUCCGUGGCACAGACUGAUCUGAAGAGCUCGACCCGACUCGUGAUAUUUGGACAGCACUGCUUUAGUCGUCCCCCGGUAAAUAUUUGUUGUUUCAGUCGGACGCCCAGCCAGUGUUUCCAAGCUCCUGUUGCUCAUGUAUUUUUUUUUUCGAAUACAGAGCUAGCGGUGCAUGAACGCUAAA